This is a messenger RNA of Durusdinium trenchii, 1224 nucleotides long. The record is from the annotation of a GenBank genome assembly. NCBI's taxonomy places the organism in Eukaryota, Dinophyceae, Suessiales, Symbiodiniaceae.
AUGAAACACCUAGGAGUCAAAGACCCUGAGUUGGAGAAGAUUGCAAGGGCUGGUCCGACAUCGAAACGCAAACAGUUCAGGAACAUUUGUCGCAAUUUUCAUGCCAACCUGCUUAGAGAUGGUCGGCAGCUGAAGGUCACUGUGUCUAUGAUCAAGGUUCGAGUGAAGGUUCACCGCCCAAAAGUUCGUACGAUUGAAGCUGAGUACCCUUACAUCUCCCUGCGGUCCUGGAGUACGUUUUUGCUUCAGCAUCACCCGGCACACCUGCUGGGGGGGUUUGACUUCGAAGAUUUCGAUGGAUAUACCUCAAUGUUCGACAGGUUUUGGACCCGGUAUCGGCAAUUGGACCCUACUCACGAGGCCUUCACCCAGUUCACGGAUUCUGGUCAUGUGAUACCCUACAUGGUACACGGUGAUGAGGGCCGAGGCAAAAACAAGAGCCCGAUAUUGAUUUGCAACUAUCAACCAUGCAUCGGUGUACAAGGGGAGGAGUUCACCAACAUGAAAGGGCAUUCCUUUUCAACGCGCUUCCUGUCAUUCAUGAUGCCUUCCAAGCACUUUGCAGAGGAUGACAAAACCCUGGACGACUAUACCGCAUACAUCGUGGCAGAUCUGAGUAGCCUUUUUUAUGACGGCAACUGGUGGCAUGUGGGCUCCAACGGCUGCUUGCACGGAUGGCAGCCUGGCAGAGCCAGUCCGCCUUGGAAAGCAAAGAGAUCUUUGUUCAUGAAGGUGCCGGGUGCUUCUUCAGAAGCACGAAUCAGGACUGACCUUGCACAUACUUGGCCAAUAGGUGUGGCAAAGAGUUCGCAGCCAGUCCUUGUUGUCAAUCUGCGAUUUGAAGCUAUGUCUGGUCGGGCGCUUGAUGCACAGCUUGAGAACCUUUAUGCUGAUUUCAGAGAGUUCUGCCAUAGAACUCACGAGACUUGCAAACUGACUGACUUCUCCAAGCGGACGCUUAAGAUCCAAUCGAGGCGGCAGUAUCCUGUUCUUUCCGGAAUGGGACACGACUGCAUCAUUGUGCAGAAGUGGCUGUCAGACUUUUUGUCAAGAACCAAUGUGGAAGAUGUCGUUCCGUGGCUGAGUUGUUUUGUUCAUGCAGCAGUGCACGUCUUCUUCCCGGUUAAGAGCAUGCGUGAGCUAGGCUGUGGGAGACCGCAACAUGUACGAGAUCUUGCGCUACACCUGCGACUGCUGCAAUGCAUUCUUCAGGAGGCUGUAUGA